AUGAAUUCCUCAAGAAUCACAUCAGAAAAUAAACUGAAAAUAACUGAAAACUCGAUACCAAAGAUCAGCCCUGGAAAUUAUCAUAUUCUAAAGAAGGGAAGUAAUCACAACUUCGAUAUUUUCAGAGAGGAAAAAUCUCAAAAUAUCCAGAACCUUCAACAAUCCAUAAGAGAAAGACCUUCAAGUAUGAACCACUCCAGAUCAGUCAUGAAUAAAUAAAAAGAUAUUUGACAAAAUAAAUUUUAUCAAGAAAGUUAAUUUCAAAUACACACUAAUCUCAAAAUACAAUAACUCAGGUGAGAGAAGACUCAGGUCUUCAGCAGGCUUCCGAAAACAACUUAAUUUAAUCCAUCCAGACAGAGAUCCUACAGAGGAUGUUAGAGGGAUUGAUAUCAAACUAGAAAAAUCAGACUGAUUCAAGAAACCUCACAGUGCUUCAAUGGGUAGAAAAUCUACAAUGAAACGACAUAAAAGAAAAUUCAAGAUUUCCCGAAGAAGAUUCAAAAAUAGAUCAAGACGAAACAGAUUUAUCUUAGAUCUCAAAGUUAAGAAACUAAAAUAG
Moneuplotes crassus is the source of this 562-nucleotide messenger RNA. Lineage: Eukaryota; Ciliophora; Spirotrichea; Euplotida; Euplotidae. The record is from the annotation of a GenBank genome assembly.